Plasmodium gaboni is the source of this 1590-nucleotide messenger RNA. RefSeq names its product putative COBW domain-containing protein 1. The record is from RefSeq and is a predicted model, not a curated record. Gene Ontology annotation, cellular component: cytoplasm. Bases 1 to 1590 code for a protein of 529 amino acids. Lineage: Eukaryota; Apicomplexa; Aconoidasida; Haemosporida; Plasmodiidae. The transcript has a single exon.
AUGAUUGGAAUCACAAUAAUCACCGGCUUCUUAGGAGCUGGAAAAACUACACUGCUAAAAAAUUUAUUAAAUGAAAGUAUUGAGAAAGAUAAAAAAAUUGCAAUUAUUCAUAAUGAAUUCACAGAAAAAAACAACAACAUUGACAAAAUAGUUUUUAAAGAUAUAAAUGAUAUAUAUAAUAUUCCAAAAAAUAAAGACGAUGAUAAAAAUAAUGUAAAUAAUAAUUUAAAAACAGAUAUAAAAAAGAAUAAAAAUGAAUUAAGAAUAAUAAACGAAAUUGAUAGUGAAGAAGGUUUCAUUUAUGAACUUAAUAAUGGUUGUUUAUGUUGUUCAAAUAAAAGUAAUUUUGUUAAAUUGAUUGAAAAUAUUUUAUCAUUAAAAACUAAUUAUGAUUAUAUAUUUGUAGAAGUUUCAGGUGUUUAUGAUAAUAUACAAAUUAAUAAUUUAUUAUGGUUAGAUGAACUUAAUAAGUCAAAAAUAUAUUUAGAUAGUAUUAUACAUAUAGUAGAUUCAUAUCAUUUUAUAAAAUAUUAUAAUAAACAAGAAACAAAACAAAAUAAUAAGGAUAUAUUAUUUAAUGAAAUUAAUCAAGAUAAUGUAUAUCAAAAUCAAUCCAACUACAUUGAUCAUAAUGAAAAAACUCCAGAAUAUGAACAAAUUAUGGUAUCUGAUGUUAUAAUAUUAAAUAAAAUAGAUAAAUUAAAUGAACGCAAUAUAAGCGAACUAAAAAGUUUUAUUCAUAAAAUAAAUCCCAUUAGCAAUGUAUUCCCAACUAGCUAUUCUAAUGUGCCUAUAGAAUAUAUAACAAACCUAAAAUGUUAUGAAAAAAAAAAUAUAAAAAAUAUUAUAAUUAAUAAUAGAAAAGUACAAAAUGUUGUAUCUUUUCAUUAUAAUGAUUUUCAUAAUAUGACAUUUCAUUUUGACCAUGACAUUUCAUCAUUAAUACAAUUAAGUGAUAUAUUAAAUAAAAUGAAAGAUAAAUUUAUAAAACAAAAAGAUAAAAAUAUAUUAAAACAAAUUAUAACAAUACUUAAGAAUAAAAAUAUUUUUUCAUAUAAAAAAAUUAAUAAUAUAUUAGCUAGCCUUUUAUGGAAUAGCAAAUUACAGAUAUAUCGUGGUAAAGGAGUUUUUGUUGCUUUUAAUGAUGAUAUUUAUAACAAUAAACAUAAAAUCAAAUUAAAUAUUUAUUAUUAUCAAAGUGUAGGAGAUUUAUAUGAAAUUAAUCAUGUUAUGACUGAUAUACAUACAUUUUUUCAAAAAUAUCUAACAAAAGGUAUAAAUGAAAAAGACAAAAUAAACAACAAUAAUAAUGAUAUAAACAUUUUUUCUAAUAAUAUUAAUAAUAUAAAUGGACACAACCAGUUUAACAUUGAUCAUAUUAAUUAUGACAAAGAAGAGAAAACAUGUGAUGAUCUUUUAGAACUCGAAAAUUAUAUAUCUGAUGAUUCUUCUUGUAGUGAAAAUAAUGAAUAUAACAUAAAUAAUAUUUUGGAUAAUAUGCAUAUUUUUACAUCCAGAUUUUUAUUUAUAGGAAAAAACAUCAAUAUGCAAGAUAUAAAAAAGAAGCUUGAUGAUUGCUUAUACAAAUAA